UUCUCCGGCCAGCAGGAGCGACGUUGGCAGCCGCCGCGGGCGCCGGGCCGCGUCGGUCCCACCAUGCGUGAGCCGGCCGAGAGCUGCUGAGGCGCCGGGCCGCAGACGCGGAGUUGGAGGGCGGGCGGCGGGCUCCGGCGCUCGCGGACUAGUGCUGUCCCCCGGCGGGCGACGGCGGCGGCGGCGGCGGCGGGAUGGAGCCGGUGACCGCGCCCCGGCCGGACAUGGCGCCGGAGCUGACCCCCGAGGAGGAGCAGGCUACCAAGCAGUUUCUUGAGGAGAUCAACAAGUGGACAGUUUAGUACAAUGUUUCUCCACUCUCUUGGAAUGUGGCUGUCAAGUUCCUCAUGGCCAGAAAGUUCGAUGUGCUUCGUGCCGUAGAGUUGUUUCACUCCUACAGAGAAACAAGAAGGAAGGAAGGCAUUGUGAAGCUGAAACCUCAUGAGGAACCUCUCCGUUCUGAGAUCCUCAGUGGAAAAUUUACCAUCUUGAAUGUUCGAGAUCCAACUGGAGCCUCCAUUGCCCUUUUCACUACCAGGCUACAUCAUCCUCACAAGUCCGUCCAACACGUGGUACUUCAGGCCUUAUUUUACUUGCUGGACAGAGCUGUGGACAGCUUUGAAACUCAAAGGAAUGGAUUGGUGUUUAUCUAUGACAUGUGUGGUUCCAAUUAUGCCAACUUUGAGCUAGACCUUGGCAAGAAAGUCCUAAACCUGCUGAAGGGAGCAUUUCCGGCUCGUUUAAAGAAGGUGCUGAUUGUAGGAGCACCCAUAUGGUUCCGAGUGCCGUAUUCUAUCAUCAGCCUGCUCCUGAAGGACAAAGUCCGGGAGAGGAUUCAGAUAUUAAAGACGUCUGAAGUUACCCAGCAUCUGCCCAGGGAGUGCCUUUCAGAAAAUCUGGGUGGGUUCGUCAAAAUUGACCUUGCCACUUGGAAUUUCCAGUUCCUGCCCCAAGUGAAUGGCCACCCAGAUCCCUUCGAUGAGAUCAUCCUGUUUUCCCUACCUCCUGCCUAAGACUGGGACUCAGUACAUGUUCCAGUUCCCCAUGCCAUGACCAUCCAAGAGUUGGUAGACUAUGUUAAUACCAGGCAAAAGCGGGGCAUAUACGAGGAAUAUGAAGACAUCCGUCGUGAGAACCCUGUUGGCACUUUCCACUGUUCCAUGUCUCCCGGAAACCUAGAGAAAAACCGAUAUGGAGAUGUACCCUGCCUGGACCAAACAAGAGUGAAGCUGACAAAACGAAGUGGCCACACAGAUUACAUCAAUGCCAGUUUCAUGGAUGGCUACAAGCAGAAGAAUGCUUAUAUUGGUAAACAAGGCCCUUUGGAGAAUACCUAUCGUGACUUCUGGCUCAUGGUUUGGGAGCAAAAAGUUUUGGUGAUUGUAAUGACCACCCGCUUCGAGGAAGGCGGAAGGAGAAAAUGUGGACAGUACUGGCCGUUAGAAAAAGACUCUCGGAUCCGAUUUGGAUUCCUCACGGUGACUAAUCUAGGAGUGGAGAACAUGAACCAUUAUAAGAAAACAACUCUAGAAAUUCACAACACAGAGGAGCGGCAGAAACGCCAGGUGACCCACUUCCAGUUCCUGAGCUGGCCAGAUUAUGGCGUCCCUUCCUCAGCAGCUUCCCUCAUUGACUUUCUGAGAGUGGUCAGAAACCAGCAGAGCCUGGCUGUUGGCAGCCUGGGAGCACGGUCCAAAGGGCAGUGCCCCGAGCCACCCAUUGUGGUACAUUGCAGUGCAGGCAUUGGCAGGACAGGUACCUUCUGCUCACUGGACAUCUGCCUGGCACAGCUGGAGGAGCUUGGCACCCUUAAUGUGUUCCAGACAGUGUCGCGCAUGAGGACACAGAGGGCCUUCAGUAUCCAGACCCCUGAGCAGUACUACUUUUGCUACAAGGCCAUUCUGGAAUUUGCAGAGAAGGAAGGAAUGGUUCCCUCUGGUCACAGCCUGUUGGCCAUGGAGGGUCAAUAGCUGUUCCACGAGUUUCCACCUGCUGGCCAGCCUUCCUUAAACUACCCUGGACACCGCUGAGCCUAUAGGUUGCCAUCAGCUAUGCUGAAGCCAUGGAUCAACCUCUUUCUUGUGUCUCCCAGCGCACAUGUGCACGCAAGGCAGCCUUUCCCUUUGGCUAGAUAAAUGUGGUGAAAUUGCCACUAGAAAGGGCCAGCAGCAAUGUGUUCUUAAUUCCUAGC
Chionomys nivalis (European snow vole) is the source of this 2191-nucleotide messenger RNA. Its product is annotated as tyrosine-protein phosphatase non-receptor type 9-like. The record is from RefSeq and is a predicted model, not a curated record. Gene Ontology annotation, biological process: protein dephosphorylation. Gene Ontology annotation, molecular function: protein tyrosine phosphatase activity. Lineage: Eukaryota; Metazoa; Chordata; Mammalia; Rodentia; Cricetidae.